CGGCCCUCCGCGCGGCUCCGCACCAGGCCCUGCGGGAAGCGCGAGCUGAUUGACAGCUGCACUGUCCCCAGUAGGCUCGGCGAAGAUGCUGAUCUGCUGGUGGGUCUAGACGCGCACCCCGCGCGCCCAGUGCCGGCUCCCCUCCGCGCACCUCCCGAGCCCCGCCGCCUCCCGGCCGUCGAGGAGCCGGCCGGAGGCCCCCGCCGGCGCGCCAGCCCCGCGGCCCCGGGCGGCGGGCGCUCGCCCGGGCUCACCAUGCACUGCCACGCAGAGCUGAGGCUGAGCUCGCCCGGCCAGCUCCAAGCAGCCAGGAGGCGCUACAAGACUUUCAUGAUCGAUGAGAUCCUCUCCAAGGAGACCUGCGACUACUUUGAGAAACUUUCCCUCUACUCCAUGUGCCCGUCGCUGGUCGUGCGACCGAAGCCCCUGCAUUCCUGUACCGGCCCCGCUUCCCUUCGGGCGCAUCCUCUCCUCUCGGUGAUCACCCGACAGCACACAGUCAUCCCCCACCUGGUCCCCGCCACCCCGGGAAUCGCCCAGGCUCUGUCCCGCCACCCGGCCGCCGAGGCCACGUGUGCCGAGGCUGCGGGCGAGAACCACGGCAGCAGCGAGUCGGAGACGGAGCAGCCCACGCCCCGGCAGAAGAAGCCGCGCCGGAGCCGCACCAUCUUCACCGAGCUGCAGCUCAUGGGCCUGGAGAAGAAGUUCCAGAAGCAGAAGUACUUGUCCACCCCAGACAGGUUGGACUUGGCCCAGUCUCUGGGACUCACUCAACUGCAGGUGAAGACCUGGUACCAGAACCGCAGGAUGAAAUGGAAGAAAAUGGUUCUUAAAGGUGGACAGGAAGCGCCCACAAAACCCAAAGGUCGUCCCAAGAAGAACUCCAUCCCCACCUCAGAGGAGAUUGAAGCGGAAGAGAAGUUGAACAGCCAGGCCCAGAGCAAGGAGCCCUGGGAGCCCUCCCAGGGCCAGGAGGGGCUCUGUGACACGCAGGAACCAGAAGUGCACGGUGUCCCCGUAGAGGAGGCUGAGCCCCUAGGCCAGCCCCAGGAGUUGCCAGUAGCUUCUUCGGAACCCCCGCCAUCAAGCUAAAAUAAAACUCUUGCGGGGAGUGGGAAGGGGGAGACUGGGAAGAAGGGAAAGAGAGAAUGCAGGGAGAUCAGGGAGAGGAAAGCUUCUGAGAGCCAGUAACUUGCGGGGAGAAGACCACCACCAGCUGCCUCCCUCCUGCCCGCAGCUCUCACCUCGAGACUUUGAGGAAAACUUGCUGGCUUUGGCCUGCUCUUCCUGAAAGGCUGCUUUAGCCACGGAUGCCCUUGACGAAGGGACACAGUGCCUUGGAACUGCGGACCCCAGCUGGGCUGACGCCGUGGGGCUGUCCGGGUCCAGGCCCCCCGGCGCGGUAGAGGAUGCUCCAGGCAGCCUCCGGACAGCCAGCCGUCAAAGCAGAGCGGGAUGGAGGAGGGGGCGGCGAGCCCAGGUUCCUUGCUGACUCAGCACUUAUUUCUGUAGUUUUAAAAGAGAAUUUAAUGUUUUUGGUUGUUUUUUUUUUUUUUGGCGGGGGCGGGGGUUGGUGAGGGUGGGCAAGUAAGAGUUGGGGGAAGGGAGUUCUGCGUUAAUAGAAUAAAGUUUGUUUGAAGACACAUGUGCCUUUGUAUCCAUUGUAAGGUGGUCAGGUGAGCCAGGAACUGAUUAAACCUUGUUUUUCUUGCUUCAUUAACUUUUCAUCCCUGAAGCUGCAAUGCAGAUAUGUUAAGAUAACUUUUAUUUUUUAAUUAAAAAUAAAUCUUUCAAAAAA
This is a messenger RNA of Kogia breviceps (pygmy sperm whale), 1798 nucleotides long. It is a transcript of the gene BARX2, whose product is annotated as BARX homeobox 2. The record is from RefSeq and is a predicted model, not a curated record. NCBI's taxonomy places the organism in Eukaryota, Metazoa, Chordata, Mammalia, Artiodactyla, Physeteridae. Gene Ontology annotation, molecular function: DNA-binding transcription factor activity, RNA polymerase II-specific; DNA binding. Gene Ontology annotation, biological process: regulation of DNA-templated transcription.